This is a messenger RNA of Trichoderma virens Gv29-8, 324 nucleotides long. RefSeq lists its product as uncharacterized. NCBI's taxonomy places the organism in Eukaryota, Fungi, Ascomycota, Sordariomycetes, Hypocreales, Hypocreaceae. The coding region runs from base 1 to 324 and encodes 107 amino acids. Gene Ontology annotation, cellular component: mitochondrial outer membrane. The transcript is spliced from 2 exons. The record is from RefSeq and is a predicted model, not a curated record. Gene Ontology annotation, biological process: mitochondrial outer membrane translocase complex assembly; protein insertion into mitochondrial outer membrane.
AUGGCCUCAGACGAGUCCCUCGUCGACCUCCACGCCUCCUCCCUCACCGACGACAAAGACGACGUCGAUUCUCUCCCCUCAGACACCACCAGCGAGCUCUACUCCGAGGCCGAUUCCGAGGCGCAGGAAGAAUGGGACCGCAGUCUAGAGCAGCUCCAGCUCCUCCUCACCAUGAUUCUAGUGCCGUGGAUGGGGAAGCUCUUUGGCCGCAAGUUUGCAUAUUGGAGCUGGGGUAAGUACAUGAACUGGGUGCACAACGUAGAUGUGCAAGUUACGAACAAGAAGUCGUUCAACGCUGCCGGCGCCGUGGCCGCCACUUUAUAG